AUGAAUGUCAACGAAGAUUUGAGUUACGCGUUUGCUCUCAGUCGCCAGUGCUUGCGGUUGUUGGGCGUAUGGCCCGAUCCGCGUGUUCCCGUGAGUGACUUUCGCAGGCCCAGCUUGCGACCUAUCGUCUAUUGGUUUCCUUAUCCCUACAACUUUCAGAAGAGUCCGAAUUACGAACUCACCUUUUUUAUUCAGCUCUCAGGCGGUGCGUACACGGCUCUCAUUAACUGCACCGUCGACAGCUUCGUUUCGAUACUCGUGCUUCACAUAUGCGCACAACUGAAAAUUCUACGCAGAAAACUGAACGAUCUGGUCGACCAAUCCGCAUCUUCUUCAAAAUUCAAAAAAGGUCUGGCUGCGAUUGUUAUGCGCCACGAACAUCUCAUUAGGAAUGCAAAGUUAAUUGACAACUGCUACAGCGAGGUGUUGCUCGUGCACAUGCUGGCGCUAACUUUCCAACUGUGUUUUCAAACCUUUCAAGUUUACACGAUGAUAACGGAACAUUUGGACGUCACGAUUUUCAGACUAGGUUUCCUCACGUUCUACGUCGUUCUUGUGUUAUCGAACUUGUAUAUUUAUUGCUAUUCCGCCGAAAAGCUCGUGGAAGAGAGCACUAAUAUGGCGUACGGCAUGCACGAAUGCAAGUGGUACGACUUACCGCCGAAAGACGCGAAAGAUUUAAUGCUCAUUGUGCAUCGAUCUGCGGAUCCAUUAAAAUUGACGGCCGGAAAAUUCGGAACAUUUUCGAUUGAGAUGUUCGGAAUGACAGUGAAAACAUCAUUGGGUUACGUAUCGGCGUUGUUGGCAAUAAAAGAUUGACGGUAAUAUAAAAAAAACAAUACCUUAAAACAAUAUAAAUCACUUCUUUUUCAUAUGUGAUGUGUUUAAAUAGUGUACAUAUACGCACCGAUUGUAACAUAAAUCUUAUUGUUGUGCAACGUAUGUAUUUCUUCAUAACGAUCCAUACACUUCAUUUGCUUCGACUUAACAAUCUUAUUAACUGUAAAUGUUGAGAAUAUAAUUUUUAUGACCGAUAAAAAUCGAUUAUUCAUUCAAACAGCCGCCAAUUAAGUAUUCAUUGCAAAGCACAGCACGUCGAUAUCCCAAUCAAGCGAGCAAACCCGCUGAUAGUCGGAAAAUUCUAAUGUUAUGUUCGUAUAAUAUCCGAUUCAGUACAAAUGACUGCGCGCUAUUAGUCGUGUUACUCGUAUGACUGUCUAUUGUUCUUUGAUACGGUUUAGGAAAAGUGACAGAUGGCGGAAAAACCUUUCACGUACUGAGCACGCGCGUAAACUCGGUGGGUUUUUUGCGUGGCAAGUAUCUCAGUUCGAUCACGACAAUUUUCGAUUCACGACAAUUUUAGCUUCGCGAACUUCAAUGAAUGUCAACAAAGGUAGCUUGUUUAAAUCUCGAAAGUAAAAUACAGUAAAGAACAAUAUACAACAAAAAGGUUUCGGUGUUGUAACUAUUUUAUCAUAAAGUGAACGCGAUUUUAAUGUAAAAUUAAUCUUUACUCUUUGUAAAGAAUUAAACGCUGUCGAAACUAUUAAACCACGACUUUGUUGUUACAAAUAUAAAUUUUUAUUUUUUCAAAACACUUUAUAUCUAACUGAGACAAUUGUCUGCUACGUGACGGAAAGUUGCUCUCCAAAUUAUUAUAGUUGCAAAAGUAUAGAAACAUUUAAUUGGUACCCAGGCAGUUUAUAGACUCGUAUGAAAGUUUGCAGGAGUUUCUAUUCAACUUCAAAAAGCUAAAAAAAAA
This is a messenger RNA of Pseudomyrmex gracilis, 1762 nucleotides long. Its product is annotated as odorant receptor 13a-like. Lineage: Eukaryota; Metazoa; Arthropoda; Insecta; Hymenoptera; Formicidae. Bases 1 to 819 code for a protein of 272 amino acids. The record is from RefSeq and is a predicted model, not a curated record. Gene Ontology annotation, cellular component: plasma membrane. The transcript has 7 exons. Gene Ontology annotation, molecular function: olfactory receptor activity; odorant binding. Gene Ontology annotation, biological process: detection of chemical stimulus involved in sensory perception of smell; sensory perception of smell.